This is a messenger RNA of Penicillium oxalicum, 1737 nucleotides long. Its product is annotated as putative MFS aflatoxin efflux pump. Lineage: Eukaryota; Fungi; Ascomycota; Eurotiomycetes; Eurotiales; Aspergillaceae. Gene Ontology annotation, molecular function: transmembrane transporter activity. The coding region runs from base 1 to 1737 and encodes 578 amino acids. The record is from RefSeq and is a predicted model, not a curated record. The transcript has 5 exons. Gene Ontology annotation, biological process: transmembrane transport.
AUGCCUUCAUCACGCAGCUCUAUAUCGGACAGCCCCAAGUCUGCUGCGGUAGACGCUCCGGAGCUGGUGAAGCAUCACAGUCAAAAAUCUACCACCGAUGUUCAUGCUCAAGACGAAACACCAGCCAGAGCUGGAGGCCCUCCAGGCCCUCCCGGCUCUGUGGAGAAUCAGUCCGCCAUUAGGGUUAUCUGCCUGAUUGUUUCGGCCUUUGUCGCCAUGUUCCUGGUUGCGCUGGACAGAACCAUCAUCUCGACGGCCAUCCCCAAGAUCACCGACGAAUUCGACUCUCUCAACGAUGUGGGCUGGUACGGAAGCUCGUACCUGUUGACAUGCUGCGCGUUUCAACUCCUGUUUGGGAAAAUGUACAAGCUGUUCUCGGUGCGAACUGUGUUUCUUGCCAGUAUUCUACUGUUUGAGGUGGCCUCUGCUAUCUGCGGAGCUGCUCCCAACUCUGUGGCUUUUAUCGUCGGAAGAGCAAUCUGCGGAGUGGGUGCGGCUGGUAUUCUGGCUGGAACUAUCAUGUGCAUCAUUCAUUCCGUCCCUCUAGAGAAACGUCCGCAGAUUCAGGGCUUAUUCGGCGCCUUAUUCGGCCUUGCCUCGAUCGUGGGUCCCUUGAUCGGCGGUGCUUUUACAUCCAAUGUGACUUGGCGAUGGUGCUUCUACGUCAAUCUUCCGAUCGGAGGUGCGGCGAUGAUCUUUAUUGCCUUCUGCCUCAAGAUCCCCAAACAGGAUACCACGAGGAUUCCGUGGGUGGAGAAGCUGCUCCAGCUGGACUUCCUGGGAACCACUUUCUUAGUCACCGGGGUGGUUUGCCUUGUGCUGGCAUUACAGUGGGGUGGUCAGACAUAUACUUGGAGCAACGGCCGUGUGGUGGCGUGUCUGGUUCUCAUGGGCGUGCUGCUCAUCGCGUUCGUCGCCGUUCAGAUCCUCGUUCCCAAGACUGCGACACUGCCCGUGCGCAUCUUUUCGCAGCGCAGCAUCAUCUCUGGCUUCUGGCAGACCCUCUGCGUAGGCUCAGGGAAUUACAUCUUUGUGUACUUCCUUCCAAUCUGGUUCCAGUCCAUCAAAGGUAACACUGCUGUCGAGUCGGGUAUUCGCCUCCUCCCAAUGAUGCUCUCAAUGGUCGUCGGGUCCGUUGGUGGUGGGAUCGUGAACUCAAAGAUCGGAUACUACACUCCACUCGCCAUCAUUGGGUCCUGCAUCAUGUCCGUGGGCGCGGGUCUCCUGACCACCUUCGAGGUGAACACAGGCGCAGGGAAAUGGAUUGGCUACCAGAUCGUGUACGGUAUCGGGCUGGGUCUGUGUUUCCAGAUCCCGAAUCUGGCCGCUCAGACUGUCCUCCCCAAGCCCGAUGUGCCGUCCGGGUUGGCGCUGAUGCUCUUCGGACAGCUGAUUGGCGCCGCAGUGUUUGUCUCCGUCGGCGAGAACAUUCUUGCAAACCAGCUGGUGAAGCGGCUGUCCGGGCUUCCAGGUUUCAAUCGGUCACUGGUCACCUCCGGUGGUGUCACAGAGCUACUGGAUGCCAUUCCCGCGAAUCUGCGUGAUACCGUCCUUCACUCGUACAAUGAGGCGCUGCGCAAGGUGUUCCAGGCUGGGCUGAUCAUUUCGUGUCUCACCGUGCUCGGGGCCGCGACACUUGAGUGGAAGAGUAUCAAGAAGGGGCAGCCCAAGCCCGAUGCGGAGAAUAAUGGGGGAGCUGCAGGUGAGAAGCCAGUAGAGGCAGCGGGACCCAAAUAG